Messenger RNA from Erinaceus europaeus (western European hedgehog), 2708 nucleotides. It is a transcript of the gene PGM5, whose product is annotated as phosphoglucomutase 5. Bases 373 to 2076 code for a protein of 567 amino acids. Gene Ontology annotation, biological process: striated muscle tissue development; carbohydrate metabolic process; myofibril assembly. The transcript has 11 exons. The record is from RefSeq and is a predicted model, not a curated record. Gene Ontology annotation, molecular function: phosphoglucomutase activity; magnesium ion binding. Gene Ontology annotation, cellular component: sarcolemma; adherens junction; cytosol. Lineage: Eukaryota; Metazoa; Chordata; Mammalia; Eulipotyphla; Erinaceidae.
GAACUGCUCACUCCAGGGGGAGACGGCGAGGGUGGGGGUACAUGAGAGGAGCCCUCCAGUCCUCAGGCCUAUAGUAGCCCUCGCCGCUCGCCGGGUGCUUUGCCCGGCCCGGGGAGGGCGCGGGAAGGCGGCGCCCGGGUCGGGCCGGUCGGCGCCCACCAGCCUCUGGGGUCCUCCAAGAUCUAGCUCCUGGCGGCCCCGCUGCAGGGGUAGCUGGCCGGGCUGGAGGGAGCUAGAGGGGAAAGCGGCAGAGGCCCGGCCGCCGGGGGGCGCGGGGCGGGCAGGGGGCGGAGCCGGGAGCCCCCGGGCGGGCCCAGUGCCUCCGGUUCCUUCCCCGAGUCGCGGCGGCUGCAGCGCCUACGGGGAGACGCCAUGGAGGGGAGCCCCAUCCCGGUGCUCACGGUGCCCACGGCGCCCUACGAGGACCAGCGGCCGGCGGGCGGUGGGGGCCUGCGGCGGCCCACCGGGCUGUUCGAAGGGCAGCGCAACUACCUGCCCAAUUUCAUCCAGAGCGUGCUGUCGUCCAUUGACCUGCGCGACCGGCAGGGCUGCACCAUGGUGGUGGGCAGCGACGGCAGGUACUUCAGCAGGACGGCCACCGAGAUCGUGGUGCAGAUGGCCGCGGCCAACGGGAUUGGACGACUGAUUAUCGGACAGAAUGGCAUCUUAUCGACACCUGCUGUUUCCUGCAUUAUCAGAAAGAUCAAGGCAGCUGGUGGAAUCAUCUUAACAGCCAGUCACUGCCCUGGAGGACCAGGGGGAGAGUUUGGAGUCAAGUUUAAUGUUGCCAAUGGUGGCCCUGCGCCAGAUGUUGUCUCAGACAAAAUUUAUCAGAUCAGCAAAACAAUUGAGGAAUAUGCCAUAUGCCCUGAUCUUCGAAUUGACCUGUCUCGACUAGGAAGACAAGAAUUUGACCUGGAGAACAAAUUCAAACCAUUCAGAGUGGAGAUAGUGGAUCCAGUGGACAUCUAUCUCAACCUCCUUCGUACCAUCUUUGACUUUAAUGCCAUCAGGAGUUUGCUGGCUGGGCCUGGCCAACUGAAGAUUCGAGUUGAUGCAAUGCAUGGUGUGAUGGGUCCUUAUGUGAGGAAAAUCUUGUGCGAUGAACUGGGUGCCCCAGCCAAUUCUGCAAUAAACUGCGUUCCCCUGGAAGAUUUUGGAGGGCAGCAUCCUGACCCAAACCUGACCUAUGCAACGACGCUUCUGGAAGCUAUGAAAGGAGGGGAAUAUGGGUUUGGAGCUGCUUUUGAUGCUGAUGGGGACCGCUAUAUGAUCCUAGGCCAAAAUGGCUUCUUUGUGAGCCCUUCGGACUCCCUGGCCAUUAUUGCUGCCAACCUCCCUUGCAUUCCGUAUUUUCGCCAGAUGGGUGUCCGUGGGUUUGGGAGAAGUAUGCCCACCAGCACAGCCCUGGACAGAGUGGCCAAAGCAAUGAAGGUCCCUGUCUACGAGACCCCAGCUGGGUGGAGAUUCUUCUCAAAUCUGAUGGACUCAGGGCGGUGUUCUCUGUGUGGGGAAGAGAGCUUCGGCACAGGCUCUGAUCACCUCCGAGAGAAAGAUGGCCUCUGGGCUGUCCUGGUCUGGCUCUCUAUUAUCGCUGCCCGGAAGCAGAGUGUAGAGGAGAUUGUCCGAGAUCACUGGGCCAAAUUUGGCCGCCAUUACUAUUGCAGGUUUGACUAUGAGGGACUAGAGCCCAAGACAACAUACUACAUCAUGAGAGACCUGGAGGCCCUGGUCACAGACAAGUCUUUCAUUGGCCAGCAGUUUGCAGUGGGAAGCCAUGUCUACACUGUCACAAAGACAGACAGCUUUGAAUAUGUGGAUCCUGUGGACGGCACUGUGACCAAGAAACAGGGCCUGAGGAUCAUUUUCUCCGAUGCCUCAAGGCUCAUCUUCCGGCUCAGUUCCUCCAGUGGUAUGAGGACCACCAUCAGACUGUAUGCGGAGAGCUACGAGAGGGACCCCAGCAGGCAUGAUCAGGAGCCCCAGGCAGUGCUGAGUCCUCUCAUAGCCAUCGCACUGAAACUAUCCCAGAUUCAUGAGAGAACCGGCCGGAGGGGUCCCACUGUCAUCACUUGAACGGAGGGAAGAUCACUCUCCACGGACAAAAGAAAGCGUUCGAAGGAGACAUUUCACCUACGCCUUCUUGCUACCUGUUUGUGCCUCUUACAACUUUUGGGGGGGUGGGGGGAGAAGAUAAUUGGCUGGUGGGGUGGGGGAGGGGGCAGUUGGGAAAAGAAAAAAAAGGAUCUGUUUCUUUCGGGUUUGGUUCAGUUCCUCCCAAUGCCACAGGCUUUGCAGUGAUUUGUUAAAGCUGUGCUAUUAUUUGGCAUCUGUAUUUUUUAUCACACAAAAGAACCUCAUGUUUCUGAAAGGAAGUGGGUUAAGAUACCGAGCUGGGGCACCUUUGCAUUACUGGCAGCAGGUGAGAAAUAAAGAAGGGAAGGUCUUGUUAGAGUGCAGCUGACUCUAAACUGCAGGUGCCUCUAGGCAGAGGCAAGGUGCCCCUCACCUGACAACCGAGGAGGAAAAGCGAAAUGUGCUUUGCUCACGUGGGGGCAAAGCUGUAGGACUCCUAGCAGCCCACCUCAUGCCCACCAGCCACCUUCCCCGCUCCCCAUCUCCAGAGUCCCUGUACCACCCUCCCCUACAUUUUCUCAAGCUUUCUACAAGUCACCAUGGCACACCUUCAAUAAAACACAUCAAAGGGU